Molecule: messenger RNA, 1344 nt
Organism: Recurvomyces mirabilis
Lineage: Eukaryota; Fungi; Ascomycota; Dothideomycetes; Mycosphaerellales; Teratosphaeriaceae
Exons: 2
Coding region: 1-1344 (447 amino acids)
Biological process (GO): macroautophagy
Cellular component (GO): fungal-type vacuole membrane
Source: RefSeq, a predicted model, not a curated record
AUGCACAAUCUCCUACGCGCCUCCGCGCUCCUCGCGCUGGCCGCACCCCUCCUCGUCUCCGCCGCCCCAUCCCUCACAGACGUCCUCGCCAACCACCCAAACCUCACCCAGCUCAACCAGCUCCUUACAACAAACAUGCCGGACUUCCUCAAGAACCUCCAAAACACCCCCGAGCCUUUCACCUUCAUCGCGCCCAACGACCACGCUUUCAUUCGGGUUCCGUAUACAGAUGUCUUAGGUCAAGCGUUCAACAAUAAGGAUUACGAGGGCGACAUCACGAAUAUUCUGAAUUAUCAUGUCCUGCCUGGUGCCCAUCCGACGUCGAGUAUGAAUAAGAAUGGCAGUUUUCAGUUCUUAUCUACUUCGCUUGGGAAUCAGAAUUGGUCGGCUGUGACCGGUGGGCAGAAGAUAGGUGCUGUGUUGCAGGGGAACAACCCACCACAGCUGGUCUUCACCAGUGGGCUGAGCACCAGGAGUUCAGUCGUGGAUCAAGACGUUGAGUUCGACGGAGGCAUCAUCCAAAUCAUCGACGCCUUCGCCAUCCCCCCCAUGCCCUUCGUCUACACCGCCGACCAAUACAACCUAGCCUUCACCGCCCAAUCCAUCCUCUCCUUCCUCGGCGCCGUGUACUCGCAACCCUCGAACCUCUCCCUCGCGACCACCCUAAACACCACCAACGACCUGACCAUCUUCGCCCCCGCCAACAUCGCCAUGGAACUCGUCUCGGGAACCCUCGAAACCCUAUCCCCCGCCACCCUCAACCAAAUCCUCAGCUACCACAUCCUCCCCAACGGACCCGUGUACUCGGCGGAUUUCAUCAAUAAUACCCAACUCCCAACUUUACUCGGAGGCAAUUCUUCCGUCUCCCUAACCUUCACCUUCAACUCCUACUUCGUCAACUCCGCCCGGGUCAUCGCCUCGGAUAUCCUAAUCAAAAACGGAGUCCUGCAUAUUCUGGACAAUGUCCUCGCCCCCAACAGCACAGCGGUCAAUAUCAACCCGAUGACAUAUACUCAGCAACCCGCCCUCCCGACCACUUUCUCCGGCUCCCAGAGCUUCAACAGUUCCGCCGCGCCAUUUACCACUUUCGUGCCUAACUUUUACAUUUCAGCCAGUCCGAGCUCGGAUACUGGAGCGGCGGCGACGGGGAGUGGAGGGGCGGGGGGGUUUGGCGGGUUUGGGACGGGGACGGGGAGUUCGAGUUCUGCGGUGGCGUCGGCGACGAAGAAGGGGAAGAGUGCGGCGGGGGGGAGUGUGCGGCAUGUUGCGGGGGAGUCGAGGUGGUUGGGCAUAGGAUUGGGGAUGGUGGCGGGGGUUGCGUUGGGGGGGUGUUUGGUUCUCUGA